AUAUGUAAAGUAAUUGCACUUAUUUAAAACCAUGAAAAAAUAUAUUAUUCCAAAAAAUUGCAUAAGUGAAAAAUUGUUGAGCAGGCAGGAGACAGACUUAUCAAGGGGAAGUUGCCCCCAUACCUAAAGAGGUUAUAACAUAUGGCUACAGUCCCUGCUAGACGGGACUUUUCUGAGAAACGAGAUUCUGGUAGCACUGGUUUAAAUGGGAAGAUUCCUAGAAAAAAGAGCCCCGCUGGAAGCGAAGUCCCGCCUAGCUACGGAAGCAAUGUUACGGCUACGCGGGAAUUUUUCAAACCUCACCGAAAAUGUCUCGGGUCGUGGGUAGAGACAACCAAUCAGACGAAAGUUCUGCUUCUAAGGGAUCACGUGAUUCCCAAUUUGAGCGAUAGUCGAUUACUGUUUGGCGUUCAAAUCUUUGUACAGUAGACGUUCGUUUUUACGAACCUCUUUUUUACGAACACUCUCGAUUUGACGAACUAGCGAAUGGUCCCGAAUACACUCCCAUAGAUGUAAUGUAAUUUUGCGCUCUUAUUUACGAACUACAAAUCAGGAAAAUCUCUUUUUUGCGAACUCAGUUUUCAUACUUCUGCGUGUUUCAUUGGAACGAAGUGUGAAGGUCAAAUAAAAUCUCCAACUAUUUUGAGGCAGCAAGUGCGAAACAUUCGAAGAAGUACAGUAAGGAAGGAGGGGCGGAGACGAUUUUUAGAGCUAUGUCGCAAAUGAAGAAACGAAUUUGUUUAGCGGUUGAAAUAAAGAAGAAGAUUUUAAAAGCAGUUGACGAAAAAAUAUUAAGCAAGACACAAAUUGCUCAGAAAUAUGGAAUUCCUAAAAAUAGUUUAUCGACGAUUAGGACAAAUUUAUGGUGUUGUUUGUUGUGGGAGGCUCUCAGAAGAGCAUCGGCCUGAUGUUGUUGGGUGGGGGUGAGACCAUUCGUGUUAAAGGGGUUUGGGUUGCUUCUAAAAGAGAGUUGUUGCUUUUUGUAAUGUCAUAAUCAUUUGAUCUGGACAACUCAAUCAGUGAAGUCUCGUUAGUCGAGAGGGAGAUUGGGCCAGUUUUUGUUAAGUAAGAUUCUUAGAGCUAUGUCGCAAAUGAAGAAACGAAUUUGUUUAGCGGUUGAAAUAAAGAAGAUUUUAAAAGAAGUUAACGAAAAAAUAUUAAGCAAGACACAAAUUGCUUAGAAAUAUGGAAUUCCUAAAAAUAGUUUAUCGACGAUUCUAAAGGCAAGAGAGAAGAUCUUUGGAGCUAAAAACGGAAACGAUGAAUGUGGACCCUCCUCUCGAAAAUAUUUUCGAGAAUCAAAACACCCAAAUUUGGAAAGGGCUUUGCUUGUUUGGUUUCGAAAGAUGAGAAGCUUAAACAUUCCAAUUGAUGGAAAUGUACUUAAAGAACAAGCACACUUUUUUGCUUCCAAAUUAAACAUCAAAGAUUUUAAAGCAUCGGAUGGUUGGAUACAGAAAUUUAAAUUUCGGAAUGGUUUGAGUUUCCGGAAAGUGUGUGGUGAAAGUGCAGCAGUAGACACGUCAUCAGCAAAUGAAUGGAAAGAAGAAAAGUUGAAAUUGCUUCUUUCUGAAUACGCUGCAGAUGACGUUUUUAAUGCGGACGAAACGGCUUUGUUUUUUAAGAUUUUGCCAAAAAGAACAUUAGCUUACAAAGGAUAUAAAUGUGUUGGAGAUAAUAAAGCUAAAGAGAGACUUACAGUUUUGAUUGCAGCCAACAUGACUGGGUCACAAAAAUUGCCUCUACUCUUUAUGGGAAAAUAUCUGAAACCAAGGUGUUUCAAAAAUGUUCAGAAGAUUCCUGCUGCAUAUUAUGCUAAUAAUAAGGCCUGGAUGACUGGCAACAUCUACGAAAAAUGGUUGAGAGAUUUAGAUAACCGUUUUUCAGCACAGAAGCGCAAAGUUCUCCUAAUCGUGAACAAUUCUACUGCACACAUGGAAGUCACUGGGCUUCAGGCAAUCCGUGUGGAAUAUCUCCCACCAAAUGCAACUGCAGUUUUACAGCCAAUAGAUCAGGGGAUAAUCAAUAGUUUCAAGCGAAAAUAUAAGACAGUGCUCUUGCAAAGAGUAAUCCUUGGCUUGGAAAGGGAACAACCUUAUCAGAUUGAUAUUCUUGGUGCAAUGCAUUUAUCAAUCAGUGCAUGGAAUGAUGUUUUAGAUGAAACAAUUUCUAAAGCCUUUCGACAUACAGGUUUUAAAGAAACAGACGUAACUGAAGAAAUCCAUGACAAUAGAUCUCACGACGAAGAUGAGGUUCUCACGAAUGAACUUCGCCGUAGAAAUCCACAGUUGCCAGAACUUUCAUUCGAGGAUUUUUUAAAUGUGGAUUCUAAUGUCAUCUGCACGGAGGAAAUAUCGGAUCACGAUAUUAUUAGCAGCAUAAUCAACGAGAAUGAGAGACUUUCAGAUCCAGAAGAAGAAGAAGAAAAUGAAGUAACACCAAGACCGACUUUAAAACAAGCUGCUGAAUACUUGUCAGAACUUAGACGAUUUUUUGAGGCCAGUGAUAAUUAUGAAAUGCUAACAAAUAUAGAGAAGAUGGAGUCUUGCAUUGUACAAUCUGUUGUUUUAAAACAGACAAAGAUAAGUGAUUAUUCUGUUGCUCAAUUACUUAAUAAAGGUACGUUUUACAAAUAUUUUAUAUUUCUUGUUUGUUUAAUAGAAUGGAUAUCAUUUAUUAAGUAGUAACACUAUUAAAAAUAAUUCCUAAUACAUAAAUAAAAGCAUGGAAUAAUAUCACUAACCUGUCUCGAAAACAUUAAAAUGUGAAAUAGUAACAAUUUCCAAUGCCUUUCUAAAUUACGAACUCUCGAUUUAACGAACUGUUUUCGUAGUCCCUACGAGUUCGUAAAAACGAGCGUCUACUGUAGUAAGUGAGAAUGGUAACCUAGCUACGCGUGUUUCCUGGAAUUGUGCGGGUUCUGAGAAUUGUCCCUUUCGACGUU
This is a messenger RNA of Stegodyphus dumicola, 2944 nucleotides long. RefSeq names its product tigger transposable element-derived protein 6-like. NCBI's taxonomy places the organism in Eukaryota, Metazoa, Arthropoda, Arachnida, Araneae, Eresidae. The record is from RefSeq and is a predicted model, not a curated record.